This is a messenger RNA of Styela clava, 1699 nucleotides long. RefSeq lists its product as uncharacterized. The record is from RefSeq and is a predicted model, not a curated record. Lineage: Eukaryota; Metazoa; Chordata; Ascidiacea; Stolidobranchia; Styelidae.
CAGAUCUGUAAAAAAGUUUAUACCUAAAUUUUUGGUAUACUGAGAAAAACGCAACAGAAAAAAAAACCUGAUUUUAUUUCCGAUUCAAUACUGAAAUUAAUGUAACGUUUUUGUUAAAUAAAACUUUUUUCAAUGUACUUCCUAUUUUCUAAUAUUUUGGUAUAUACUUCUAUAAUAUUUUAUUUCAUUUUAGUACAUUAAAUUCUGAAAAUAGCAUGAAAGGGCUUCUAUUUUUUGCUAUUACUUGUGUAUUAGCUGAUGUGUCAGUUAGUUUGACUCCGUUUCAACUGCGAUACAAGAUCAGUAAAACACAAUGUGCUCCAGUGAGUGGAUAUGAAGACAAAGUUAUUCCAUGUUACGAUUUCAGAAGAAUGAAAAUAGUUGACCCUACGAAAUGUGGACACAAAGCAUAUUCACACUGCUGUGUAUACAAUUGCACUUGUAUUAUGAAAGGAGCGGGAACAUCAGCUGGCAUUAUUCCAGAAAAUUUCAAAUUGAAGAUUGCUUCUCCAAUAAAGAAAAAGCACAUACCACCACGUUUACUAGAAGGUUGUGUACCGGACCCACCGGUUGACGAUUCUACAACAGUAAAACCACCAGUAAAGCCAUCAGAAAGACCAGUUAUUGUCAAACCAAAACCAAGUGUACGAAGGCCAAUUGUGCCAACGAAGAAACCAAUUCCAAGAAAGCCCGUUCUAAAACCAAAGAAGCCCGUGUCAAAGAAGCCGGCCAGAAAACCAACAAUCAAAAAACCUGUCUCGAGAAGACCAGCAAUAAGAAAACCCACAAUAAAAAAACCGACUGCAAAAAGACCGGCAACAAAGAAGCCAUGGACCAAAAAACCUACAUCUAGAAAACCAGUUGUGAAGAAGCCCAUGGCAAUAAGACCGAUACCAAAAAAGACAGUCAAAAAGCCUGUCCCAAGAAAACCUUUAAAUACCAAAAAACCGAUCGCAAGAAAACCAACACAAAAAAAACCAUUAAAACGGAAACCCCCAGUAAAGAAACCAACACCCUCUCCAAAAACAACAAAGAAACCGUGUGCCAAAUCAACCAAAGCAACCAAAAAGCCUGCAUUUUCACUUGAUUUUUUCUCCCGACUUUCCUUUAUGAUGCGCGGUUUUGGAUUCAACUCAGAAGUAGUUGAAAAUGAUGAUUGUUAAUUUCAAGUAUACAUAAAACAGUGUUUUAACUAGUACUGCAUCAACAUUCUGAAUAAAACAACGUUUGUUAAUUUACAACAAAAUCAAAAUCAAAAAUGUUUGCUAUAAUAAUUAUUCUUUCAUUCUAAAAAUAUAGAGUUUUAUUUUUUAUCCUCUAUUAUUUUGACAAUUUUCGUGUGUAAAUGUCUGAAAAUCAAAAAGAAGGAAGAUGUAUGAUCACUAUUUUUUGUAAUAAAUCUUUGUAAUGUGAAUCCAAGCGUGAAGUAUAGACAAACUAAGUCAAAAUUUUGUUUGGUGUUAUCCCAGUUUGUCGCUAUUAUAGAACCAAGGAACUCACAAGUUGCAUCUUUAUUAUCAACUUGACUUCAGUAAUAAUAAGAUAUUGGAUGUAAAGCAAUUUGUUUCACUAAGAGACUCACAGCAAUCCUGCUUAUUAUAUAAUAUGUAAAAUCUAGACAACCAUUCUUUGAAAAAUUAUUUUAGAAUUCAGGGAUGAUUUUUAAUAUAAAUUCAUAUGUGGAUUUUCAAUCUAGUCU